Loxodonta africana (African savanna elephant) is the source of this 437-nucleotide messenger RNA. RefSeq names its product family with sequence similarity 24 member A (gene FAM24A). The coding region runs from base 1 to 315 and encodes 104 amino acids. The transcript is spliced from 3 exons. The record is from RefSeq and is a predicted model, not a curated record. NCBI's taxonomy places the organism in Eukaryota, Metazoa, Chordata, Mammalia, Proboscidea, Elephantidae.
AUGACGACUGGUGUGCGUGAGAUGUUUGACGGCAAGACGACGAUCACGAUCAUCAUUGGUAGCUGCUUACUGCUUACUGCACUCAUGCUGACAGGUGUUGUCACCAGUCUUUACUUCAAAGUGAUCAGAGCAAGGAAAGCUGCAAAGACCUGUGCUGCUGGGCCCUUGAAGAAGAAUAAUUCAGCUGUUGACAGCCAGGCCAAGUCUGUCACCGCUGCGUCUUCUGCCACCCUCCAGCUGUGUGAGGAGUGCAGCAUGUAUGCGGCGUAUGACCCCCUCCCACCUUGCUUCUGUGACACAAACGAGGGGCUCUGACUUGGGCACGUUCUUAGUAGAAUGUUUUAUUAUUCAAGUUCUGUAGCGUUAACAUUUACCAUUAUAUACUAAGAAACAUUAUACUUAAGUACUUUUGUAUAAAUAUGCAACACUGAAAACAA